This is a messenger RNA of Racocetra persica, 277 nucleotides long. NCBI's taxonomy places the organism in Eukaryota, Fungi, Glomeromycota, Glomeromycetes, Diversisporales, Gigasporaceae. The record is from the annotation of a GenBank genome assembly.
AAUUGUAAAUAUAGUGCUAAGUUCAGAUCUAUUGAAAAGGAUGCACUAAAUAACAUCGAAUUUUAUACAAAAAGUGGAAAUCUUUUGAUUACUGUACAAUGUCAAUUAUUAAGAGCAAAGUAUCCAGAUGCAACCUUUUUAGACAUGGAUCUUGCUAACGCUAUUCAAUAUUACAAAGUAAAAUCUCGAGAUCUUGAAGCAAAUGCUUCACAUCUUCUAUCAUUUCUUACUGAAAAAUGUUCAGAAUCAGGUUGGAGUGUUGAAUUCGAAUUAGAUA